CACCCUCCUGCUUGGUUUGAGCUGGCAUUCGCAUUGUGCAAGAUCAUUGCUUUUGUCCAAAUUUCUCAUGUUUUUUUCUUCUUUGUUGCUUCGUUUUCUUGUGUCUUCAACACAAGCAUCGAGUAUCUUUGCAAGCUUUUCCUCGCACGCAUCGUCAAACAUGGUAUGACUUUAUGCACUACAUUAAUCUUCAUCCCAGAAAACCAGUUCCCUUGUUCUUCUGAUCUACUCCAUCUAUCAAAAUGAAUUUGGCUCUAAACAUAAUUCUAGAGAUGGUUUGCGUAGUUUCAUUGAUUCAGUUGCCCAGCAUCACCAUAUUCAUUCAGGCUGAGCAGUACUAUCCGGAAGAAAGAGGUGGUUUGCUGCAACUGAGGGAUUCUGUCACUUCCAAUGCAAAUUUGCAUCAUAAUUGGACCGGACCACCUUGUUUCAACAGUAAGAGCCAAUGGUUUGGCAUCGUUUGCUCCAACUGGCAUGUAGUCCACCUUCUACUUGAAGGAAUUGAGCUCACAGGUUCCCUCCCGCCUACAUUCCUACAAAACAUAACUUUCUUGACCAAACUCAGCUUUAAGAAUAAUUCAAUCAAUGGCCUCCUUCCAAAUCUCACAAAGCUCAUGCACUUGGAGUAUGUGUUCCUGUCACUUAACCGCUUCUCUGGGUCAAUUCCUUUGGAUUACAUUAAGUUGCCUGAACUAAAACAGCUCGAGCUGCAAGAGAAUUAUGUAGAUGGGCAGAUUCCUCCUUUUGAUCAACCAUCACUGACGGCUUUCAAUGUGUCUUAUAAUCAUCUUGGAGGCCCGAUUCCUCAAAAUGGUGUGCUGCAAAGAUUCCCUACAAGCUCCUUUGAUCAUAACAUGGAUCUCUGUGGAAGUCCUUCGGAAACAUUAUGUCCUGCUUCUGUCAUUCCAACGCUGGACAAGAAGAAGAACAGUCUCAAAGUAUGGAGUAUUGCUUUGAUUGUGACGGCAGCAGUCCUGGUUCUUUUACUUGUCAUGCUGCUUUUCUUCUGUUAUUACAAAAGGGUGCUUGGAAAAGAAAAAACAACAAGGAAGCAAGCAGGUGAUGGUUCUAUGGAGUGGGGGGAAAAGGAAAUGCCGCAUGGAGAGAGAACAGAGGAUCCUGAUAGGACAGCAGAGUUGCAAUUCUUCUGCAAGGGAGUACCAAGCUUUGACAUGGAUGAUUUACUAAGGGCAGCGGCGGAAUUGUUAGGGCAGGGGAAACUAGGGGCUACAUAUAAAGCAACAAUGGAAACGGGUCCUGUGAUUGCAGUGAAGAGACUCAAAAUCACGAAUGAGUUGAGCAAGAAGGAAUUUGUCCAGCAAAUGCAGUUGCUAGGAAAAUUGAGGCAUGAAAAUCUUGUGGAGAUUCUCUCUUCCUACUAUUCAAGGGAGGAGAAGUUGGUUAUAUACGAGUUUGUCCCAAAUGGCAACUUGUUCGACCUUUUACAUGAAAAUAGAGGAGUUGGAAGAAUACCUUUGAACUGGUCUACAAGACUGGCAAUCAUAAAAGGCACAGCAAAGGGUCUUUGUUUCCUUCAUCGGUCAUUUCCUUCUCACAAGGUUCCCCAUGCCAACCUUAAAUCAUCAAAUAUUCUUAUACAUCACAGCAGCCAAAGUUACCAUCCUAAGCUAACAGAUUUUGGCAUUUUACCCCUCCUGCCUUCUAGGAAAUCCUCCGAAAGGCUGGCCAUCAGCAAGUCACCAGAGUUUUCUCAAGGAAAGAAGCUGACACACAAAACUGAUGUCUAUUGCUUUGGACUAGUUUUACUAGAGAUCAUAACCGGCAGGGUGCCUGGUGAUAGUAUUUCAUGGGAAGAUGAGAGGAAAAUUGAUGAUCUUUCGGAAUGGGUCCGAACGGUAGUGAACACCGAUUGGUCAACGGACAUAUUUGAUGGAGAGAUAGUGGCAGCAGCAGAAGGGCAUGAUGACAUGUUGGAGCUCACAGAGAUUGCUCUCGAGUGUACAGAUAUGGUACCAGAGAAGCGUCCAAAUAUGAGUGAAGUGUUGAGAAGGAUAGAAGCAAUCGAGCAAGGAAACAAAGAAAAAUGACUACGGGAAAUGACUUGAAGCUUGUGAUAUUCAAACUCCCCUAUAUAUAUUUUGCAUAGCAUGAAGAUUACUAUAGGAAUGCUCGUAACUCAUAAGAAUGUCGAGAAACUCAAGAGUUCUUACUUACACCCUUCAGUUAUUCUACAAAAAUCUGUUCAUUGAGUAGGUAGACAUGGGGUAACAAUACAGAAAGCCUUAGAUAGGCCUCCAACUAUUCUUGGAAAGAGCUUGUGACAUUUAUUUGAAUGUAGCCACUACUGUUUA
Molecule: messenger RNA, 2312 nt
Organism: Alnus glutinosa
Lineage: Eukaryota; Viridiplantae; Streptophyta; Magnoliopsida; Fagales; Betulaceae
Product: probable leucine-rich repeat receptor-like protein kinase At1g68400
Exons: 3
Coding region: 243-2048 (601 amino acids)
Biological process (GO): protein phosphorylation
Molecular function (GO): protein kinase activity; ATP binding
Source: RefSeq, a predicted model, not a curated record